Alligator sinensis (Chinese alligator) is the source of this 2271-nucleotide messenger RNA. RefSeq names its product deltex E3 ubiquitin ligase 3 (gene DTX3). The coding region runs from base 687 to 1676 and encodes 329 amino acids. The transcript is spliced from 4 exons. Gene Ontology annotation, biological process: protein ubiquitination; Notch signaling pathway. Lineage: Eukaryota; Metazoa; Chordata; Crocodylia; Alligatoridae. The record is from RefSeq and is a predicted model, not a curated record.
UGGCGGGUGCGUUGCCGGGGUCCAGGGGGGGCGGCAGUGGUCCCCCAGAGCCCCCCCCUGACCCCGCUGAAAUGCAACCAGCUCUGGGGUGGUGCCAGGCCUGGUCCCAGGGUCCUCGCACAAGCAUUUGGGAGGGGAAGUGGAGACCCCCGCAUGUGCCCCCGUCUCACCUGGGGGGUCCAGGCCUGCCUGCUUCUCUGGGGGCGGGGUUGGGCGGUCUAGGGCAGGCCCUCCCCUGGGGCUCAGUCUGUGCUGUAUGGACUGGGAGGGUGACCCCUGCCUCAGGGGCGGAGCCUAUGAGAGAGUCCCGCCCCCAGGGCAUGUGGCUGCUGACCCAGAUUGGCUGGAGCUGCCAGGCUUGUGGGGUGGGUGCAGGGUAGGGCCCCGUCCCAGGCCGCUCCCCGUGGUCCAUAUAGCACUGACUCAGCCCGGGCCAGGGGCCAGUUUCCAGGGGGCAGGUUGUGCCCAGGGGAGAGCCUGGGGGACCCUUGUGCUCCAGGCUUGGGGGGCAUGGGUAGUUCAUUGCUGGGGGGCUCUGCCCACAGGCCUGGGGGGGCCUGCACAGGACAGGGGUCUGGGGUGGGGGGAGGGUGCAUCUACUUACCCCCUUUUGUCCCCCCCAGGGGUUCCCGGCGCCCGGCUGUGCUGAGCUCUGCUCCCCGGCGCCUCUGGCUGCAGCUUCUUCCAUGGGCUCCCCAGUGUCCUUCGUGCUGUCCCGCAUGGCGGCCUGCGGAGGUGCAGGGGCCAAGAGCCGCCUGACAGUGCCGAAGCCGGUGUGGGACUUCCUGACGCAGCAGAGCCCGGGCAAGCUGGCGCGGCUGCGCGAGGCAACGCCCGUCAGCAUCCUCAUUGACGGUGAGACGGCCGAGCUCUAUGUGCUGCAGCUUACAGCGCCCGCACCCGCACCUGCCCAUGGCCUGUAUGCCGCCCGCAAGGCCCUUAAGGCCCUGCUCAAGGAGACCGAGAAGGAGCUCAAGAAGGCCCAGCGCCAGGCUGAGCUGGGUGGCUGCGUGGCCCUUCUGGGCUCCCGGGCACCGCGGGGGACAGCCGCGGGCGUGGGCAUGGGCCCGGCGGCGGGUCAGGGCCCGGGUGGUUCCGGGGAGGAGGAGCCCGAGAGCCAGUGCCCAAUCUGCCUGGGCGAGAUCCAGAACCGCAAGACACUGGAGCAGUGCCGUCAUGCCUUCUGCGAGGGCUGCAUCACCCGUGCCCUGCAGGUCAAGCGGGCCUGCCCCAUGUGUGGGCGCUUCUAUGGGCGCCUGGUGGGCAACCAGCCUGAGAAUGGGCGCAUGCUGGUGUCCAAGGACUCGGGGCUGCUGCUGCCUGGCUACGAGAAGUAUGGCACCAUCAUCAUCCAGUACGUCUUCCCGCCCGGCGUGCAGGGGGCGGAGCAUCCCAACCCGGGCGUGCGGUACCCAGGCACCACGCGUGUGGCCUACCUGCCCGACUGCCCUGAGGGCAACAAGGUGCUGGGGCUGUUCCGGAAGGCAUUCGACCAGCGCCUCACCUUCACCAUCGGCACCUCCAUGACCACAGGCCGCGCCAACGUCAUCACCUGGAAUGACAUCCACCACAAGACCAACUGUACCGGCGGGCCCCAGCUGUUCGGCUACCCCGACCCCACGUACCUCUCCCGGGUGCAGGAGGAGCUGCGGGCCAAGGGCAUCACUGAGGAUUGACCCCCCCACAGGAUCCCUCCCGGCUUGCGGGGCACAGGGGGGCAAGAGCCUGGGGGCAAGGGGCAUGUGUGUCUGCGUGCACACGGGGGCAAGGGGGGGAGCUGUGUGAACCAGGGCUGCGUGCAGUAGCGUGUGUCAAGCGGUGUGUAUGUGUUGUCCCAGGUGCCUGGGUGCUGUGUGUACACGUGUGUGUGUGUGUGUGUGUGUGUGUGUGUGUCUGUCUCAGAUGCCUGGGUUCUGUGUGCAUGUGAUCCUGGACUCCUGGGUUCUGUGUGCGCAUGUGGGUGUGCGUGUCAGACACUUGGGUUUUGUGUGUGGGUGUUUGUGUGUGCGUGUGUCCCGGAUGCCUGGGUUCCAUGUGUGCCCACGCGUGUGCGAAUCAGCCCGCGUUGAGAGGUGGGGGGUAUGUGCAUGCUGGUGAGCUCCCGGCAGCAUGUGCCUCUGUGCGUGCAUGCGUGAAAGGAGCCGUGUGUGUGUGCGUGCAGAGCCCUGCCCCCGCUCCCCCAGCCCCAGGACAUCGCCCUCGCCAGACCCCCAUCGUCGCCGUGGCCUCGUGGCCUGGACGUGCCCCCCCAGUGGAUGGACAUGCCCCCCC